Molecule: messenger RNA, 165 nt
Organism: Dovyalis caffra
Lineage: Eukaryota; Viridiplantae; Streptophyta; Magnoliopsida; Malpighiales; Salicaceae
Source: the annotation of a GenBank genome assembly
AUGUCUGUCAUAAAGCAAGUCUCCUGCAUCAAACCCCAAGUCCCCACUGGAGAGGGCCACGGCGGAGACAGUGAGAGUGAGAAUGUUAUUUUGAAUGAUUUUUGGGACUCUGAAAACGAAACCCACAAGAUAUCUCAUUUGGCUGUUGUUCAACGUCAUAGAUAG